CGCGAUUUCAAACUCUCUUCCUCCUUCCUCCUUCCCUAUCGGUCGAAAAUAGACACAGCCCAAGCGCAGGGUCAUCUCAUAGAGACGAUGAUAACUGGGGAUAUACCUCCGAACCAAACCAUAUACAUUAAGAACCUCAAUGAGAAGGUCAAGAAAGAAGAAUUAAAGAGAUCACUUUAUUGUCUAUUCUCCCAAUACGGAAGGAUUUUGGAUGUUGUUGCCUUGAAGACACCCAAGCUUCGAGGGCAAGCUUGGGUUUGUUUCAGUGAAGUGAUGGCUGCCAGUAAUGCAGUACGGCAAAUGCAGGGAUUUCCAUUUUAUGACAAACCUAUGCGGAUCCAGUAUGCAAAAACAAAGUCUGAUUGCCUCGUAGAGGCAGAAGGAAACUGGGAUCCUAAUGCAAAAAAGAAGAAGAAGCAAGAAGAAAAAGCUGAACGAAAGAGACUCGCUGAAGAAGCUCAACAAUCUGCUACAGCUAAUGGUACAACUACUGAGAGUAGCAGAGGCCCAGCUUCUUUCCGACAAGGAAACCGGGGUGAACAGGAAACAGCUCCACCAAACAAUAUAUUGUUUAUACAGAAUUUGCCGUAUGAAACUACUAGCAUGAUGUUGCAAGUGCUUUUCUCGCAAUAUCCAGGAUUCAGGGAAGUCCGAAUGAUUGAAGCAAAGCCAGGUAUUGCAUUUGUAGAAUAUGAAGAUGAUGUGCAGUCCUCCAUGGCCAUGCAGGCCCUUCAGGGUUUCAAAAUUACUCCUCAGAAUCCGAUGGCUAUCACUUACGCCAAGAAGUAACCAACCCUUUUUUCUAGAUGUUGUAUUCUAUUUCUUGCCUUUAUUCAGUGCAUUAGGACAUGAGGAUUGAGGAAUUUCUUUCACAUGGAGAUUUUUAGAACUAAAGUAUUAUGAUACAAAUGAGAAUAUUCUCUUUGAAACCCAGAUGCUGAUCUGGAUUUUGUAUCAGCUUGGUUUUUUUGUUCACUUUCUUGUAUGCAGAAUUGGGUGGAGUAUCCACUUAUUCU
Manihot esculenta (cassava) is the source of this 1016-nucleotide messenger RNA. Its product is annotated as U2 small nuclear ribonucleoprotein B'' 2. NCBI's taxonomy places the organism in Eukaryota, Viridiplantae, Streptophyta, Magnoliopsida, Malpighiales, Euphorbiaceae. The coding region runs from base 88 to 789 and encodes 233 amino acids. Gene Ontology annotation, cellular component: U2 snRNP. The record is from RefSeq and is a predicted model, not a curated record. Gene Ontology annotation, biological process: mRNA splicing, via spliceosome. Gene Ontology annotation, molecular function: RNA binding. The transcript is spliced from 5 exons.